AUGAACUAUCUUCACGAUAGGCUUUGUUCUCUGAUUUGUCUUGGCUUUUAUUCAAUCUUCCAGGGAGAUGUAGAAAAGGAUGCUCGAAAAAGCGCCUUUUUCUACGACGAGGCCGCAACGUUCCUCAAUGAAUGCGACAAGAUAAACCCAGAACAUCCUCUGCUUUGGGUUUCUAAGGGCGUCCUCAUUAUGGCCCGCAAUAAAAUGCUGCGAGAAAGACAUGUAUAUGAAUCGGCUAGGGCACAUUUCCUAUUUGUAUUGGAGAGGUAUCUAGACUUCACCCCUGCACUGAUUGGGCAGGCCGAGGCUCUUGCAUUAAAUGCAAUUAAUUUUGGAUUUUCCGAUAAAGGAAAGGCUCAAAGCUGCUAUAUUUUGGGCAAGAUAUAUCAUUGCCAAGCCAAUUUUGACGAUGCCUAUGCAUACUACUUUCAGACGACGAGAUUUGAUGCUGAUUUUGUUGCUGCCCAUUUUGGACUUGCACAGCUUUAUUUCCAAAAGAAAGACUUUACAUCGGCAAUAUCGGCGUUGGAGCUUUGUUUAGACCUUUGUCCAAAUCAGCCAGCCUCUUUGAAAUUGAUAUCUUUUCUCUAUACGUCCAACCUAAAAGAUAGGAAAAAGGCCAUAAAGGCCAUGAAAUCCCUUCUUUCGAUGGACCCAAACGACCUUGAUACUAUGCUACAAUUGGCUUCACUUGUAGAGCAAAGUAUUGCAGAAGAUGCUGUUGCCUUGUACGAAAAAUCUGUUUCCAUUCUGAAUUCGUCGAUCGCACCUAUCCCAAUUGAGGUUUUAAACAAUUUUGCUGUGCUGAUUAUGGAAAAAGACCCGCAAAAGGCUCUUUCUUUGCUGCAGGAGGCAAAGGGAUCGCCAAGCUUAGAAGCCUCCGACCUGAGAAUAGCAUCUAUCGAAUAUUCUAUUGCUAGAGCAUUGGAGAUGCUCGGAAAAUUUCAAGAAGCCAUUGAGAUAUACAAGGCCUUGAUUGCAUCCAACUCUUCAAAGCAAUUGUUGUCACACGUCAGACUUGGUUUGAUUGCGAUGGAGCUUUCUGACAAGGCAUCAUCGGACUACUUUAAAGAUGCCAUUGGUUUGAAAGAAGCUUGCAAAGAAGCUUGGGCAGGCCUUGCAUUGCUCCAUUUGCGGUCAAAGGCCGUCACGUUGGCAAGGAAAACCUUUGAGAGAAUCCUAUCGAAAAUCGAUAAACACGAUCUAUUUUCUUUGCUGUCUCUUGGAAACAUCCAUCUCAUUAUUGCUAAGCACGAGAAGCGCAACAGCCAAAAUACCUGGGAGGCCUCUUUAGGCAGAGCAAUAGAGUUUUUCCAAAAAUGCCUAAUGCUGGAUAGCAACAAUUACUUUGCAGUCAAUGGGCUGGCAAUAGCUAUUUCUAUGAAGGGACCCACUUUCCUUGCAGGAUGCAAGGAUGCCUUUCUCGCGAUCAGACAAGAGGAACCGGGCUUCAUUGAUGCCUGGAUCAACCUUGCCCACAUUUAUGUUGAGGAGCAGCAUUUUGCCGCUGCCCAAGGUAUCUACGAACAUUGCUGGAAAAAGCUAUCGACAGAGAAAAUUGAAUUUCAGGCUGCUGGUCGGCCUCUUGGCGACCGCGAAAAGAUCAUCUCUGAUCUUAUGCUAUACAUUGCAAAGAGCUUUUAUCUAACCGGAAAGGCAGUCAAGGAUGGAACCGCCUUCUUAAAAUCCAUAGAGUGGCUUCAAACCAUAAACCCCAGCACGCAGGACGAAAAACUGAUCUUAUCGUUUAACGAAGCAAUUGCCAGACAAGAAUAUUCGGCGUGUGUUCUUCAGAAGGACAUUAACUCCCAAUCUUUUGCCGACGUCAAGUGUGCACUUGACAACCUGGACAAGGCUGCUUUGAUGUUGGAGCACUUGUGCAUCAGCAUUGGCGAAAAGCACUCGGCAUCGCCGGCCACAUCCUCGCUUCAGGUUGAUACGAAAAUCGCGCGACAGCGAAUCAAAUAUUGCCAUAGUUUGAAGGCAUCUGCUCAGAAGCAAUAUGAGCAGCACUUGGACAAAGAACGGCAACGGAAAGAAUCUGAGGAACAAUACGCGAAGGCCAUGGCUGAGGCGGAGUUGAAACGGGAAGAGGAAAGGCGAUUGUUUGGAGAGGCAAAAAAGAAGGAGGAGCAACAGAUUGAGGAGCUCCGUCGAGCAACUCGUGAGCGACUGGCAGAAUGUCAAGCAAAAUGGAAAAUCGAGUCCCAAAACGAAGAGAUUUGUAUCAAAAAAAAGAAGAGCAAAAAGCGGCUUAGGGUUUCGCUUUCUGAUGAAGAAGAUUCCCAGCAUGAAGCACAGAGCGACCAUGAAGAUCAAACCGGCCAUCAGGAGGAGACAAAUCAAAUGGACAUUCGUGGUCAAGCUCAUCGAAUAGGUAAUGUUAGCAGUGAAAAUCCCGUCGAAAGUAAUGAGGAUGAUGAACAAUCCCACACAAAAGACAUGUCUAUGCACACACAACACGGCCGAGAUGCCCACAAUUCGCUCUCCGAAAUGGAGCAAGACUAUAAGGCUACUGAUGCCAAGCAUGAUGACAACCCGGCCAUUGGCAAUGACCUCGAAAUGAGUAUGCAAUAA
This is a messenger RNA of Mitosporidium daphniae, 2577 nucleotides long. RefSeq names its product TPR domain-containing protein. Gene Ontology annotation, cellular component: Cdc73/Paf1 complex. Bases 1 to 2577 code for a protein of 858 amino acids. The transcript is spliced from 2 exons. Gene Ontology annotation, biological process: regulation of DNA-templated transcription. NCBI's taxonomy places the organism in Eukaryota, Fungi, Microsporidia. Gene Ontology annotation, molecular function: RNA polymerase II complex binding. The record is from RefSeq and is a predicted model, not a curated record.